AUGGCUGCUCAAAUCAAUACCCAGAAAAAGAAAGUGGGCCAAAACAUUAAAGUUGUUGUGAGAGUCAGGCCCUUCAACAAAAAAGAAUCCCGAGGCCAGUCCAGAAUGGCAGUUAACUGCAUAUCGCCCACAGAAAUCCAGACAAAAGAUAAAAAAUACUGCUUCGACAGGGUUUUCCAACCCGAUUGCAACCAGCUGGACAUUUACUCAUACAUCGUCGAGCCGAUGAUCAACGACGUAUUCGCCGGAUACAAUUGCACCGUUUUCGCUUAUGGACCAACUGGUACAGGAAAAACGCAUACCAUGAUUGGAGGUGAUCCUAGUUCCCUGUCUUCACUGGAUUGGAGACGAAACGAAAAAGCCGGUUGUAUUCCCAGAGUGGCCACCAACAUAUUCGACGAAAUCGCUUCGAGGAAAGUAAAUGAUUACAACGUUCGUGUAUCAUUUCUGGAGCUUUAUAAUGAAGAAAUACGAGAUUUAUUGAAUUCAGACAAGCGCCGGCCACCAUUAAACAUCUUCAAUGACGACAAGGGCGCCGUCUUCAUACAAAACCUAAAUGAAAAAAACGUCUUCAACAGCAAUGACAUACACGAACUACUGAAACAAGGCACACUAAGAUGUCAGACCAACUCAACUCACAUGAACAAUCACAGCUCUCGUUCGCACACAGUUUUCACCAUAACCGUACACAUCAAAGAAGCUGAUUUAAACGGCGAAGAAGUUUUGAAGACAGGCAAAAUAAAUCUAGUAGAUCUGGCCGGCAGUGAAAAUAUCGCGAAAAGCGGCGCCAAAGAUAAAAAGGCUCUGGAACUGGCCAACAUUAAUCGGUCGCUGUUGACAUUGGGACGCGUGAUACAAAUUUUGACAGAAAAAAACAAUAGGCACGUUCCUUAUCGGGAUUCGAAGCUAACGAGAAUUUUGCAGGACAGUUUAGGAGGCCACACCAAAACCUGCCUCAUCGCCACCGUGUCUCCAGCUGACAGCUCCUACGAAGUAACCCAGUGUACUCUAGAAUAUGCAAUGAGGGCUAGGGACAUCAAAAACACUCCGAUGGUCAACGAAAAAGUAACACAAGUCGAAAUGUUCAAACAACUGACAACGGAAAUUGAAGAACUAAAACGCAAAUUAGAAGCCACUCAACUUGGCGAAGGCGGAAGCGGAGGCGCAGGCUUUUUCGUGGCGCAACAACACUGGGACGAAAUACAAAAUCAGCUUCACGUCAACUCAAAUUCGUUAACAAUGAAAAACGAAAUUAUGGACGACAUGAAAAAGCGCCUGGCCGAUCUCGAAGUGAUACAAAAAAUUAAAACGCGCGACUACGAGGAAGCGAUGAAAAAUUGCAAAAACAAAGAGAAAAUCAUCCACAAAGCGACGGCGCUUCUCAAAGAACACCGUGAAAAUUUGCAACAGGAAAAGUAUUUGUCCAAAAAUUAUUUCCAAGCGGUGCAAGAUGAAAACACCCAGGCGAAAUGUUUGCUGCAGGCCAACAAUACAUUGACCGAAAAUUACAACAUGGCGCGGUUCAAACUCAAAACCCAAUAUUUGAAUAGUCUCUCCAACAACUGUUUAAUACAGGAAAAGUGUCGCAGUUUGCAACAAACUAUUGUUAGCGGUCGGGAGCAAUUGGACAAGAUGUCGUUAACGUCACAGUCUGCCGUGACCAAUCAAAUGGCUGUUUUGGAAGAAAGUGCGCGGGCGUGUCACCAGGAACUGGAGCGUUGCGCUGCUUGGAAAAAGGAAAUUGAGGAUGUGGCUAAUAAUAAGAACGGAGUGAGUGAGGUUAUUGAGGAAAGACCGAGUUGUGUGAGUGAAGUGAUGGGAUUGGUCGAUAAAGGAUGUAAAAAUAAAUACACGACAAGAAAUGCGGACCCUCUGAACAGAUUGAGAUCGCGUUUGAGGAACAUGUAUCACAUGCAAAUACAAAGCAAAAGGCAACAAAUCAAAUUAUUGGAACAAGAAGUCAAAGAAAUGGUAGAAAAUUUGGAAAUAAUCGACAGAAGAACCAACAACUUUACUAUCGAGGAGGAAGAAGAUGAAAAUAUGAUCAAACAAGAUUUCAUAUCAAAAUCAACAGUAUUGCCAAAUACUGGAGUUGAUUUGGUAGCCCAGACUGAGAGUGUUGAGGAAAAUUUUGAAAAUAUAAAGUCACGCCUUACUGAGUUAAUCAACCAAAAAAUCGACACGGAAACGGCCCAUUUGAACCUCAACCAAACUCAUAUUAAUACUAUGAAACAAAUGAUCGCCUCAACAGAAAAAUCUCUAAAAAUGCACAUUUCUGAGCAAAAAUCACUAUUAGAAACGACUGAGAAAAUAGGAAAAGAUUUAUUAGAUGAGUGGAUUCAGGCGAUUCCAGCCGACGAUACUCCAAAUAAAGUCAGCGUCAAUUAUCCGAAACAGGUGGGCGAUGGACCUUUGCCCAGGGAUGUGCUUAUUAAAAAGUUUCAAGAGGAAUUUGAUGAAGAUAUUAGUAAUGAGUCUUUCCAUUUGAACGUGUCAACAAAUACUGAGGAACACCUCACCCCUCGAAAAAGCAAUGAAUACUCGGAAACUGCCACCUAA
Messenger RNA from Ceutorhynchus assimilis (cabbage seed weevil), 2559 nucleotides. The record is from the annotation of a GenBank genome assembly. NCBI's taxonomy places the organism in Eukaryota, Metazoa, Arthropoda, Insecta, Coleoptera, Curculionidae.